AUGGUCAAAGGAUUCUCACUAUUAAAGAAUGAUUAUUCACUCUUCAUGAACAAAUCUGCAAGUGACAUCUCCAUUUCUGCAGUUUAUGUUGAUGAUAUCAUUCUAACUCGAGAUAAUGUGGCUGUAAUUCAGGAUCUUAAGGCUCAUUUGCACAAUGUUUUCAAUAUCAAGGACUUGGGUGAACUCCAUUUCUUCCUUGGAAUAGAAGUUUGUCAUGUUUCUCAGGGCAUUAUUUUGUCCCAGAAGAAGUUUACUAAGGAACUGUUACAAGAAUGUCUCAUGGAUGUGUAUAAACAAGCUCAAACAGCACUUCCUGCACAUAUUAAGCUGGUUAAUGAUGCAGGUGAUUUCUACUCAGAUCCUACUCAUUACAGGUGCCUUGUUGGGAAAUUGGAUUUCCUCACUCACACAAGGCCUUAUCUUUCCUUUGCUAUUCAGACCUUGAGUCAAUUCUUACAACAACCAAGGCUGCAUCAUUAUCAUGCUCUUCAGCAAGUUAUGAGAUACAUUAUUGAUAUAGUUUGUCAAGGUGGUCAUUUGCAGGCUUUAGACAGCUGA
This is a messenger RNA of Chenopodium quinoa (quinoa), 558 nucleotides long. RefSeq lists its product as uncharacterized. The transcript has a single exon. NCBI's taxonomy places the organism in Eukaryota, Viridiplantae, Streptophyta, Magnoliopsida, Caryophyllales, Amaranthaceae. The coding region runs from base 1 to 558 and encodes 185 amino acids. The record is from RefSeq and is a predicted model, not a curated record.